Strongylus vulgaris is the source of this 735-nucleotide messenger RNA. NCBI's taxonomy places the organism in Eukaryota, Metazoa, Nematoda, Chromadorea, Rhabditida, Strongylidae. The record is from the annotation of a GenBank genome assembly.
AUGCCAGUGCAUCAUAUGAGGACUUUGGUAGAUCUCCAGGCCAAAUUAAAUGCCGCUGACGCAAAUCGCCUUUUCGUUGUGGAUUUCUUUGCUGACUGGUGCGGCCCAUGUCGAUUUAUUGCUCCUAUUUUUGAAAACUUUUCUUCACGAUUUACGAAUGCCACUUUUGUGAAGGUGAAUGUCGAUCAUUCACCAGACAUUAGCACAUUUUAUGGAAUUCGUGCAAUGCCUACUUUUGUGCUGAUCAAACAAGGGCAGGAAUUGGAGCGAAUACAAGGUGCCAAUCCGCAAGCGCUUGAAGCUGCCAUCAACAAGUAUUACUCCUCUACUCCCGCAAAUCCGAACGCUGCCAAUGAUGAGGAAAAACGAUUUUUGCAACAGUUCAUUAGCAAUGCAGAAAGGGUGAAAUUCUAUACGGAUGAUGUUUAUAAAACUUUAGCAAUUAGUGUUAUCCCUGCAGAAGAACUUAAACGACAAGCUACUGAUGGCAAUGGUGUUUUGAGUAGGCUGCAGUUGAUGAAAGGUAACUUAUUUUUGUUUUACUUAAGUAUUUCUUUCAUCUAUCUUCACUUAUCGCUUAUCAAUAUAGUGUAUUGCUGGAUUGAUUUAGGGCUCUUGAAUUGGUUCAAAAACGAUUUUUUCUCUUGGUGUGACAGCCCUGUUUGUGAAAAGUGUGGAAAUCAAACACCUAAGGGGUCGGGCUUGAAAGGCAGGCUUUUUUCUGCCUUGCUUUGA